AUGGCUGAGGAGAACGAGCAGCCGGAAGCGGAAGGCCUGGAGCUGCGGCCACAGGCGACGCUGGAAUUCCCCGAUCGACGUGAAGAGCGGAAUCGACGAGGUAUGAUCAAAUUUAGGCUUGAAAACGGUGUCCCUGAUGUCGGUGGUCUCGGAUGGCGGUCUCGAGCUGGACACCUGCUGAAGAAUCAGACAUUUUAUGCGUCCCGGCCCGGAGAGAACCAGUGGAACAAUCCUACGCAUGCAGGGCCAAGGACUUGGAGGAACUAUCAUGGACCAAAGCUGCGCACCGACGCGGAUCUUAUGGAGCGCAUGGACCGGAUUGAGGCUCAGCAUGCGCAGUGGGAAGCCAAGAAGGCUUUUGUCAAUACGGUUCGUGUGCAGACUCUGGACAGAUUUUACGGUCGAAAGAUCGAAAACGAGCAGAAGGAAAUGGCAUCGCAAUGGGCUCCUCACAGACGGGCCAGAGGCGAGUACCAUAAGUACCAUGAGACCAUGACAUCGAACUUGGACAACAUGCCAAUGAAGGAGUUGAAGAAGGUGCUAACACCAACUGUGCUCCAUGGGGACAGAGAAGCCAUUCGCUCCAUCACGAAGCGCAUCCAGACCGAAGAAACGUGGAAGGUUGCCUGGAAGCAUAUGGAACUGGCGCGCAGGGCAGAAACGCAAGCGGACUUCGAGCAUCGGAUGACUUACAACGCAAUGCUUAUGGAGCUUGCGGGCCAGGCUCCCAGGCCACACAAUCCGCCAAAACGCCCCUCCAGCCCUUGCUCUCCAACACUUGCCGGUCUAGCACAACCCCAACAACCAAAACUCAUCACCAACAUCACCAAACGGUCUGACUACCGUGGUCUUGUACAUGUCGAUCAUGCUGCAGCUUUGGAAUCACGGUUUCCAGGCUGUGGGCACAACCUCGCCACCACAUUCUCAAGUGAUGUAUCUGUGAAGAGCAAGCCGGCUUUUCCAGCCCCUGAGCCUCCGGCGACUCCGGUGCCACAGAAGAUGGCAGUCACUACAGGAAACAUACGCAAGGGAUCCGUUCCAGUGAGUCACAAGCGGCUGCACAGUGUCGGAAGGCGGCAGGAUCCUUCGUUGCUGGCAGAGCAUUCCCAACACCAGUUCUUGCCAACCUCCGCACCGCCUGCGCCUGAUCAGGGAAAGAUGCUGCUGCAAGAACCCAACGCUGUUGACUCCUUGCACAUGAGUCUGGAGUUCCCUCCCCGCUCGGAUCACACCAGCCAGAGUGGAAGCCUCCAUUCCAAGGAUUCAAUAUCCAAGCUCGAACACGCACCACCAUCUCGCCCCAUGGUAUACCCCGUGACGGUUUCCAAUGUCGAGGAUGACAUGCAAGACCCCGACUGGCGUCCGAAGCGUACUCACGGGGCACUGGCUUCUGCGACGCCCAGGGAGCAAGCCUUGCAGAGUUCCCGGACAGAGCGCUGGCCCCCUGUCGGCAGCCAGACAGUUGACGUGACGAUUAUCGGGGCAGAAGGACUGCCGAGAGCAGAUCGCCGUGGUCAUUCCGAUCCGUACGUGAUUGUCCAGGUUCCAGGCAGAAGUCGGUCGAGAGCAAAGACGACAGCCCUGCCGGACACAGAGACACCCGUUUGGAACCAGAUGCUGGCUGUGCCUGGCUGGAGACGUGGCGAGCCACUGAUUGUGCAGGUUCUUGAUGCUGACCUCGUGGGUUCGGACGACCUUCUCGCAAGCGUGGAGGUACCCAGUGCUCAGUUCUUCCCGACCGGAUUCGAAGGGAGGUUGGAGAUGCAAAACUUGUGGGUACCUGAUGGAGAGACUAUAGUCGCCGACGACCUCUACCAGUUCAAUCUUGCCUGCAGGCCAAUCAUUGAGCUGAAGAUUACCCUGCGUGACGAUGUUUACACUGGUGACAGGCCAGUCAUCAGCUAUCAGGAAGCGGAGCAGGCAGUCACGAUGCCUGGUGCGCAGCCCACGCUAGGUGCCAUCUGUGCCCACCUUGACAAUUUCGAAGCUGCACUCAAACCAGUACCUCGAUUGGGGAACUUCUGGGUGAGUCCCAGAUGA
Symbiodinium sp. CCMP2592 is the source of this 2040-nucleotide messenger RNA. The record is from the annotation of a GenBank genome assembly. Lineage: Eukaryota; Dinophyceae; Suessiales; Symbiodiniaceae.